Molecule: messenger RNA, 1581 nt
Organism: Lachnellula hyalina
Lineage: Eukaryota; Fungi; Ascomycota; Leotiomycetes; Helotiales; Lachnaceae
Exons: 1
Coding region: 1-1581 (526 amino acids)
Biological process (GO): polysaccharide biosynthetic process
Cellular component (GO): membrane
Molecular function (GO): acyltransferase activity, transferring groups other than amino-acyl groups
Source: RefSeq, a predicted model, not a curated record
AUGAAUACAGCAUGGCUGAAUCGAAAUGCAGUUCCAUCAUCCGCAAAAUAUGACAUGUUGCCUGUUACUGAAGACCAAGAAAUCACACGCGGUGCAGCAUCACUUUCUCGAUGCAGUGACGUUGAUUCAUCAGCCAGCCCUGAAGUCGAAUUCAAAGAUUCCCCCACAAGCCGGCCAUGGCUCGACUUUCAGUUGCCGACAUGGGGGAGUUCCUUUACUUCGUCCGGCACUCCAUCAGAGGAACCAGUAAGGUCUUCUCGCAGACUGCACUCGACAUCAUGGCUCGAUGGACUGCGUGGGGUUGCUUCCCUACUGGUUGUAUUUCAUCACACUUUCUGGCUUUGGUACCCUAAGCUCAGCGAGGGCUGGGGCAGCAAUCCAGACAACUACUGGUUGAUCCAGCUACCCUUCAUACGAAUCUUCUAUGCCGCGGGGAGUUCUAUGGUUGCAAUAUUCUUCGUCGUAUCCGGCUUUUCACUGAGCUACAAACCUCUUAGCCUUAUUCGAACCGGUCGCUCUCCCGAAUUGCUGGGUUCUUUGAGUUCCUCGGUUUUUCGCCGUCAGUUGAGACUGGUGCUUCCUCCUGCUGCAAUUACUUUCGUUUCGAUGCUUGUGACCCAUGCAGGCUGGUAUGGAACAGGGGAAGCCUCGCGUCAGCCUAUCCGUCUCGACUCCCUGGCAGCAAAUGUGUUCCUUUGGAUGCAGAGCGUGGUAGAACUUGCAGACCCUUUCCGUGCCAUCAUACAUCCCGGGGACUACGAACCUACGUACGAUAUUAACUUAUGGACUAUACCGGUUGAGAUACAUGGAUCUAUGGUUAUCUUCAUCACUCUGCUUGGCAUCUCGAAGUUGCAUGCGUCGGUUAGACUUGCAGUGCUUGUCUCCAUCGUUGUGUUCCUCUUUGCCAACGGAUAUACCCAUCUGUUUCUCUUCCUCAGCGGCGUACUUCUGGCAGAGUUACACUACAUUCGCGAGGAACGAACAAGCGGGGUACAAAUCCCAGCUUCGCAACAGCGAGACACUGCAGAUUUGGCGCGAGCGCCAACACCACAACUCAAACACGAGCAGCAAUGCUCGAAAGGAAUGAAGUUAUUCUGGAACCUCAACUUCCUACUCGCAAUAUUCGUGUGCUGUAUGCCCUCUCGUAUUCACGGCUCCGGAACAUCCCCGGGGUACAUAACUUUGUUCUCCUUGGUCCCCGCAUCCCACCUGAAGCCGUAUAUCGAAGAUGAGUUUUGGAUUUUCCUCGCCGCCUCCCACCUAGUCUUCACAAUUGACAAUGCGAAAUUCCUUCAGUUUAUGUUCACGAAUCGCUUCUCGCAGUAUCUAGGCGAGAUAUCCUUCGCGUUGUACAUCAUACAAGGAACUUUCUUGUACUCUCUUGGGUGGAAUUUAUCGGCGAGGGCUUUGGAUUGGACGGGCAGAGACCCUGGGUUUCAAUAUGCGUCGGGAAUAUUUCUUACGUGCUUAGUUAUGUAUCCGCUCUUGUUCUGGACUGCGGAUAUUGUGGCACGGCACGUAGAUGCAAGGAGUGUGAGGUCUGCUAGGUGGCUCUGGCUUAAAACUACCAUUGCUACAUAG